Messenger RNA from Chenopodium quinoa (quinoa), 450 nucleotides. Its product is annotated as aluminum-activated malate transporter 2-like. The transcript is spliced from 2 exons. The record is from RefSeq and is a predicted model, not a curated record. The coding region runs from base 22 to 450 and encodes 142 amino acids. Gene Ontology annotation, cellular component: plant-type vacuole membrane. Gene Ontology annotation, biological process: malate transport. Lineage: Eukaryota; Viridiplantae; Streptophyta; Magnoliopsida; Caryophyllales; Amaranthaceae.
AAGAAUCUAAUUAAAUAAUUAAUGGAGAGCCCUAACCAAGAAACAUCAAGUCACAUAAGAAAUUGUUUUAAUGCUAAGUUUGAACAUUUUAAGACUAAUGUUGGUGAUAUUUCGAAGUUAACUAAGCAACUUGCUAAAGAUGAUUCUAGGAGAAUUGUUCACUCCAUCAAAGUUGGGUUUGCCAUCACAUUGAUCUCACUCUUCUACUACUUUGAUCCUUUCUACAACGGCUUGGGUGUCGAUGCAAUGUGGGCCGUUCUCACCGUGGUGGUUGUCUUCGAGUUCUCUGUUGGUGCAACGCUAGGGAAAGGGGUGAAUAGAGUGGUUGCAACAGUUCUAGGGGGAUUUUCAGCAGUUGGAGCUCACAAAUUAUCCAGUCUUCCUGAGGAGAAACUGCCUAAGCUAGAGCCUCUUUUCCUUGGACUUUCCGUCUUUUUAACAGGUAAAUAA